Molecule: messenger RNA, 2136 nt
Organism: Colletotrichum abscissum
Lineage: Eukaryota; Fungi; Ascomycota; Sordariomycetes; Glomerellales; Glomerellaceae
Product: glycosyl hydrolase family 47
Exons: 3
Coding region: 1-2136 (711 amino acids)
Biological process (GO): mannose trimming involved in glycoprotein ERAD pathway; carbohydrate metabolic process
Cellular component (GO): endoplasmic reticulum; membrane
Molecular function (GO): calcium ion binding; mannosyl-oligosaccharide 1,2-alpha-mannosidase activity
Source: RefSeq, a predicted model, not a curated record
AUGAAUGUUCGCGACCCUUUCAAUCUACAUCAGAACUCCGCCCUUAGCGUUUUCAAAAUCACGGCCGCCCGAGCUGCCCAUAACAUCAAAGAAAAAGCAGUCGAAGCCGGAGCCACUGCGCUGAACGACAUGUCUUUCAAUGUCCCAAAGAACGUUCCCUCCUUCAGCAAUCCCCAGCGACAACUCGAGGACAGAUAUUGGGGUGCCUCUGCCAACAGCAGCCGAUCCUACCGUGGAGGCAACACUGGUAUCUUCCACGGUGUGCAGGGGCGGGUAGAAGACCUUCUUGGUACCAAGGGCCAGCUUCCCAUGUACAAGGACAAGCCCUAUGCCCACCACGCAAGCCGGAGGUUUCGGCCUCUCUGGCGGCGGAAGCGCUCCAUCCUCGUCACCCUCCUCUGCUUCGUAACAGGCCUCUGGUUCUUCGGCUUCUUCUCAGAGGGCUCCAAGGCCCGCGAAUCGGCAACGACAUGGACUGGCUGGCUUGGUGUGACAGAGCCCACGGGCAAGAAGGUGGACUGGCUCAAGAGACGGGAGAGAGUAGUUGAGGCCUUUGAGCUCAGCUGGGAUGCCUACGAACGCUAUGCCUGGGGAUACGACGAGUACCACCCCAUUGCGAAGACCGGACGACAGAUGGCACCCAAGGGUCUUGGUUGGAUUAUCAUCGAUUCGCUCGACACCAUGAUGUUGAUGAACUUGACAUCACGCCUGAGCCAUGCGAGGCAAUGGCUUGCCAACGACUUGACGUGGGAUCAAGACCAAGACGUCAACACAUUCGAGACAACCAUCAGAAUGAUGGGUGGCCUUCUCUCUGCGCAUUACCUGUCCACCGAGUUCCCCGAGCUGGCCGCGAUCAAAGACGACGACCCAGGCGCGCCUGGUGAGGACUUGUACCUGGAAAAAGCAAAAGAUCUGGCCGAUCGUCUGAUGAGCGCCUUUGACUCGCCGUCAGGAGUUCCCUACGCCAGCGUCAACCUGGCCACCUACAAGGGCAUCGUAUCCCACGCUGACGGCGGCGCCUCUUCGACCGCAGAGACAACGACACUGCAGCUCGAGUUCAAGUACCUAGCCAAGCUGACCGGCGAAAAGGACUUCUGGGACAAGGUCGAGCGGGUCAUGAAGGUGGUUGACGAUAACGGUGCUCAGGAUGGACUUGUCCCCAUCUACCUCUACGCCACGACGGGAGAGUUCAGGGGAGACAACAUUCGCCUGGGCUCCCGCGGAGACUCGUACUAUGAGUACCUGAUCAAGCAGUAUCUGCAGACGAACAAGCAGGAGCCCGUCUACCUGGAGAUGUGGGACGAAGCCCUAGCAGGAGUCCGCAAGCACCUGAUAACCUACAGCAAACCCUCUGGAUUUACUGUUCUCGGAGAGCGCCCCUCUGGCCUGAACCACGAACUGUCUCCAAAGAUGGACCACCUUGUUUGCUUCAUGCCCGGUACCAUUGCUUUGGGAGCGACUGGAGGCAUUCCCGAGGCAGAGGCCAGGAAAUUACCCACAUGGAACAAGAAGAAGGACGAAGACAUGAAGCUGGCCCGCGAGCUCAUGCAGACGUGUUGGGGCAUGUACAAGUGGAUGGCGACAGGGCUUGCCGCCGAGAUCACCUAUUUCAACAUCGACAACCCACCUGCAUCUCCCUCGGCCUCGCAUCACCCACCCAAGGACUUUGAUCCGGAUCCGCAUGCCAAGUGGCGACAGGACUUUGAGGUACACUCUCAGGAUGUCCACAAUCUCCAACGACCAGAGACGAUUGAGAGUGUCUUUUACAUGUGGAGAAUCACUGGCGACAUCAAGUACCGUGAAUGGGGCUGGGAGAUGUUCAAGUCGUUUGUCAACUACACCUCGGUCGAGGAUGGUGGAGGCUUUACGAGUUUGAGCGACGCCAACACGAUUCCCCCAGUUACGCGUGACAACCUGGAAAGUUUCUGGAUGGCCGAGACGCUAAAGUAUUUCUACCUCCUGUUCUCACCGGAUGAUUUGUUGCCCAUGGACAAGGUCGUCUUCAACACGGAAGCGCACCCGCUCCCCCGGUUCGAUAUGGGCAAGCUCUUCAGCACAGGCUGGCAGCGCAAGCCAAGAGACGCCAACGGAAAGCUGAUUGUAGAGAAAAAGGAGGAGCAAAAGGAACAAGCAUGA